AUCAGCAUUCUUAAAGGUUCAAUGACCCUCAGCCGAUAGCCGGUUUGGCGAGAAUAAUCUUUCGUUGAGGUCUUCCGUCAAGCCUGCCAACAAAAUCGUAUUCGCAAACUACUCACGUUUUCGGUUGAUCAAUAGCGUUUCUUGUUAUGGCGGCAUUAUAUGGGCUGUCGCGUUAACCUCAGCGAACUAGUAGGUAAAACAUAUGGACUAUACCAGACAGGUAUGUACAGCUCAGAGUGCAUGGUCCGUGGACCAUGCCAGGAUACUCCAGGUAAGUGUAUCAAGGAUAUCGAGCACCUGCUCCUUCACCGCCUUGGUGUACAUCAAGACACAUCUCUAACCGUACUUUAGAGCCUUCUUGCGGCGGGCCAAGCAAGGAUACGACGUGCUUAAGCGACCAUUGUCUUCCACGGACCUUUGAGAUCAUGAAACUAUUACACUAUGAUAGGCUGUCCGUCAAUGCGAGAUGUCGACGCACUAGCAGCGAGCGCCACCACGUUGAUGAGGAUUCUUCUUCGUUCGUCCGUCUGAAGUGGAGUUGGCGUGGGCGAGGGCAUGGACUGAGGAGGAGAUCAGUGCUUCCCCAAGAGAUGGCCCGUCAAGAUAGAGCUGCUACGCGUGCGACGCCGGUCAUGUGGGUUGUUGUAUACGGGAUUCAGCGGACAGGCGCUGCCUGAAUCGAUCUCGUGAAAUGCAGCCUUCCGGUUCUGGACUUCGAAGAGAUCCAAUCUCGGGCUUCCUUGGGGAAAGGCUGUGCUGCCACGUUGGACCGAAACUUGUCGACAGACGACACCAAGAUUCCAAGGAUCUAAUGGAAUCUUCCUUGCUCGUUAGCAAGG
Molecule: messenger RNA, 839 nt
Organism: Neurospora hispaniola
Lineage: Eukaryota; Fungi; Ascomycota; Sordariomycetes; Sordariales; Sordariaceae
Exons: 1
Coding region: 426-677 (83 amino acids)
Source: RefSeq, a predicted model, not a curated record